AAUCCACGAAGGUCAUUAUAAUCGCUUCUAAAUACUGUCAUAUAUUUCUGAUAGUGCGUGUUAGAUUGACAAGGAGAGGUGUAAUAGAUAAAUUUGUUCUGGAUAUUUUUUUUGAUAAAAAAAGUUUUAAUAUCAAAAAAGAAAAAACCUUAUUAUUUGGUUUCCCAUUAAAGACAAUGCUGAAGCCAUUUUAAACUGUCCUAUGAAACUUUGAAAAUGUUCUUUUUUCAUAUUGAUUAUGUUACGAAAACACUGGGAGUGUUUAUUGUUUCGUUAAUAUUAUGUAGUAUAAUUUACAGAUGGUUUCGAUCUAGAAAUUAUCCCCCAGGACCUAUUGGUUUACCGUUAAUUGGUUACGGAUUCUUCCUGGGUAAAAAACCUAACCUAACACUCCAAGAUUUAGGUAAUAAAUAUGGCGGCAUAUUUAGCUUCUAUACUGGCCCGCAACUAAUUGUAUGUGUUACAGAAUAUCACAUGAUUAAGGAUAUUUUGAAUCUGCCAAACACUUUAUCAAGGACCCCUCAUUCAUUUGAUUUCCUGGUUGGAAAAGGAGGAUUAGGUUCAUUAAAUGGAGAGGAGUGGAAAGAACAGCGUCGAUUCACAAUGCACACUAUGAGGAAUUUGGGACUUGGAAAAGGACUUUGGGAAACAAUGAUACAGGAAGAUGCAAAUAAACUUGUUAAUAAAUUGAAAGAUAAAAAUGGGAAACCAUUUUUCUUUGAGCCAUUAUUAUCAAGAUCUCAAAUCACCAACAGUUUAUCUCUACUUUUCGGUAGACAUUUGGAUGAAGAAACUGAAAAAGAAGAAAUCGAAAUAAUGUGUAAAGUUGGCAAAGAAAUGAUGAAACAUAUGGUAUCAGUCAAUCUAAACAUUAUGUUUCCUGGGGCGUUCAAAGUUCUUGAAGCUUUGAACAUUAAAGGCAUGAAAGAUUUCAUGGUGAUUCUCAAGAAACUUGAAAAGUUUAUUGG
Molecule: messenger RNA, 968 nt
Organism: Parasteatoda tepidariorum (common house spider)
Lineage: Eukaryota; Metazoa; Arthropoda; Arachnida; Araneae; Theridiidae
Product: cytochrome P450 2J4
Biological process (GO): xenobiotic metabolic process
Cellular component (GO): cytoplasm; intracellular membrane-bounded organelle
Molecular function (GO): heme binding; oxidoreductase activity, acting on paired donors, with incorporation or reduction of molecular oxygen, reduced flavin or flavoprotein as one donor, and incorporation of one atom of oxygen; iron ion binding
Source: RefSeq, a predicted model, not a curated record